AUGAGCACCCGGCCAAAGGAGCGGCCCGGCCACUGGCCCUGGCAGCGAGCGCCUGACAAACGUGAGGCACACCAUGGCAGCCCUGACCCAGGGCUCACUCCAUCUCCUCCCUUGGCAGCUUCUCCACAGGUUCAGGAAGGAGUGCAGAACCACAGGCUGACGCAGGAGAUACGGGCCAGCAGGCAGAUGUCAAGCAGGAAGACGAAGGCCCCACUGGCCUCCAUGGACUCCCUGGGCUCCCUGCUAAGAACACCACAAAGAGAGAGUCUGGACCCACUGGCCUCCAUGGACACCCUGGGCUCCGCAGGCUCCUUGCUGAGGAGCAGCGCCUCUUCCCACAGCUCCCUGCCAAGGAAGGCCGCUGUGGGCUCCUGGCGCUACGACUCCCUGACCUCCCUGGCCCCCUUGCCAAGGAGCAGGUGUUCUUCUGGAGCCUCCCUUUCACGGAACACCUCUGUGGACUCCAUGGGCUACAUGGAUUCCCUGACCUCCCUGGCUUCCUUGCCAAGGAGCAGGUGUUCUUCUUGGACCACCCUUUCAAGGAAGGCCUCCAUGGACUCCCUGCCCUGCCUGCACCCUGAGCAGCUGAGCUGCUCCUCUUCCAUGGGCUCCAUAUCACGGAAGACAUACACCUCCUCCUUUCCAGAACCCUGCCAUGGUGUGAUGGCAGAGGUGUCAGUGAGCACCUGCUCGGAACACCCCGUGUCUCCUGCGGCUGCCAAGAGGCUGGUGGGGCACCCAGGGCCAGACCCUGGCCAGGACUCCCUGCUGGAACUGCCGGUGGGGACCAAGCAGGUGCAGGUCCCUCAGCACGAGGGGGACAGGACACAGAGCCCCGUGCGUGUGGAGACGUCCUGCAGCAGAACCCCAGCCACAGACAUAAGCACAAAUGAGCAUGUCCUUAAGUGCUUCCAUGCUUUCCAGGCUGCUGAAGCAUCACUCCGGCAGCUCCGCAAGGAGCACAUGAAGGCAGAACUGGCCAGGAGGCAAAGAGCCUUGGGGGCCAGUGUCAAAGCAGUAAUCAGCAACAUGGAGCAGGAUUUAGAAGUGUUUCAGGAACAAGCUGGCACUAAAGCUUCUCCAUGUGAAACUGGACUUCAGGAAUUAGUGCAUCAAAUUGACAUAAUGAUAAACAGCAAAAAAAUGGAAUGGGAAAGGAAGAUGAAAGCUUUAGAAGCAAAGGUGGAUAUCCAGGAUAAAGAAUUAGCAAGUGCCCAAAGCAAACUGGAUCAGAAAGGUCAAGAGAUAGGACUACUUCGACAGAAACUGGAAGACUUACAAAAAACUAAAUAUGAAAUGGCUCAGAAUUAUGAAACUCAGCUUCAAGCACUGAAAUCUCAAUUUUCAAAGUUGGCACAUAGCUAUGAAAAGCUACAGUCACAUCAGUUAAAACAAAAAAAGGCUGAAGGUAGAGAAGGAUGUGAGGAAAGCCUAGAGACACCAUCUGCAGUGAGCAGUUUAUACAAGCAACUGGAGGAAUUGAAGGCAAAAUCAGGAGAAUGGGAUAAGAAGAGGACAAUCUGCCAAAAUUAUCUCCUUUAUUUAGAUGCUCAACAAAAAUUAUUGUCUGAAAAAUGUGAUUUAUUUCAGAAGCAGACCCAGAAUUAUCGAUUCCAAAUAAGCAAUGAGAAAAAAAACCAAGAAGGAGUAAUUACCUGUGGCCAGCCUGAAAGUGAAAAUGAUGAGUUGAUUAUGGAAAAGCUAAAGACAACUGUGAAUGAAAUAGCAAUAAACAACAACAAACUAGAAGAGGAAAAUCUGAAACUCCGGGAGGAUAUAAAAAUGUACCAAAACCAUUGUCAGAACAUGGAGGCAGGACUUUCAGAAAUGAGAAAUGAGCUGCAGUCACGAGAUGCUCUCUGGAGAAGGAUACAGCUGGAAUGCCAACAGUUACACACAGAAUUAUUGAAAGUUAAAGAGCAUAAAGAUAUGCAGGAAAUUCAAAUAAAGCAUCAGUCAUCUUGUGUACAACUCACUGAACAACUAGAAAAUAAAAACGCUGAGUUACUGCUGUUGGCACAAAGUCAAGAACACCAAAGAGAAGAGCUAAACAAGAUAAGAAACCACCUUUAUCACGAGGAGCAGUCCCAUCGCUCUGAGCAGGAAAGAAUGAAGACAGAAAUCUCUGACCUGACAGAAGAGCUUCACCAGAAGGACAUCACUAUAGCAACUAUCUUGGAGAAAGCUAGUCUUCUGGACAGACGGUUAAAAAUGGAGUUAGAGAUAAAAGACAAAUUGUUAGCAAAACAACAGUUUUUGGAUUUCCAAUAUCAAGUUAUCAAAUCUGAAAACAUACAUCUAAAAGAGAUGGUGGAAAACCAGGAGUGUAAAAGUUGCAUGAUUAUAGAUUUCUCUAACAAAGAGCAUGGAAAUUUCAGCACUUCUGUUCACAAAUUUAAGCAUGAGAAUGUAAGAUUACAAAAUAGUCUUGUUGAACUACAAAAUGGCACAGAAACAUCAACACUGCGUCUCAUGGAUACACGUGGAGAAACAGAGCACAACUUCCAAACUUGUUUGAAGAUGCAAGAAAAGGUGGAGAGAACUUUCCAAAAGAAAGAUGCAUGGGAAAUGGAACAACAACAGACUGCUGUACUCACAGCCAAUGGAUACCACAGGAACUGUUGUCCUUCUUUAUAUGGCCAAGGAAGCAUUACUGGUUCAAAAAGUGAUAGCACUUUGUCUUCUUAUACACUGGAGAGAGGGCAUGAAACAAAACCAGAUGAUAAAUCUCCAUCACCAGCAGGGUAUCCUCUGGGCUUUGGUGGGCUCUGCCCUGAAAAGGCCACAACAGGCAGCUUACUGAGCCCUGCUUACAAUGCAGAAGAAAUCCAAUUAUCUCCUCCCCCUGAGUUGUCCUUCCUUGCAACCACAGAAAAGUUCCUUCAACAGGAAGAGAAACAUACGAGAGAGUUUGAAGAACGUUUAAAUUUACACAUUGAAGAACUGCAAAGACAUUCUGAAAAUACUGUAAAAAACUAUGCCAGGAGCCAGCAGUGCAGGCAUACUUAA
Molecule: messenger RNA, 3009 nt
Organism: Apus apus (common swift)
Lineage: Eukaryota; Metazoa; Chordata; Aves; Apodiformes; Apodidae
Gene: DEUP1
Product: deuterosome assembly protein 1
Exons: 15
Coding region: 1-3009 (1002 amino acids)
Biological process (GO): centriole replication; de novo centriole assembly involved in multi-ciliated epithelial cell differentiation
Cellular component (GO): centriole; deuterosome
Source: RefSeq, a predicted model, not a curated record